This is a messenger RNA of Vidua chalybeata, 1577 nucleotides long. It is a transcript of the gene LSM12, whose product is annotated as LSM12 homolog. NCBI's taxonomy places the organism in Eukaryota, Metazoa, Chordata, Aves, Passeriformes, Viduidae. The transcript has 5 exons. Bases 60 to 644 code for a protein of 194 amino acids. Gene Ontology annotation, molecular function: RNA binding. The record is from RefSeq and is a predicted model, not a curated record.
CCCGCCCCCGCCGCGCCUGGCCGAGGCGAGCGGAGCCGCGGGCGCUGCGGGCGGACAAGAUGGCGGCGCCGGGCGAGUACUUCAGCGUGGGCAGCCAGGUGUCCUGCCGCACCUGCCAGGAGCAGCGCCUCCAGGGCGAGGUCGUCGCCUUCGACUACCCCAGCAAGAUGCUGGCGCUCAAAUGCCCCUCUUCCAGUGGCAAGCCCAACCACGCAGACAUCCUGCUCGUAAACUUACAGUACGUGUCAGAAGUGGAAAUAAUCAAUGACCGCACGGAAACGCCUCCCCCUUUAGCCUCCCUCAACGUCAGCAAGCUUGCCAACAAAGCACGGACGGAGAAGGAGGAGAAGAUGAGCCAGGCGUAUGCAAUUAGUGCUGGUGUCUCUCUGGAGGGGCAGCAGCUCUUCCAGACCAUCCAUAAGACCAUUAAAGACUGUAAAUGGCAGGAGAAGAACAUAGUUGUGAUGGAAGAAGUCGUCAUUGCCCCUCCGUACCAGGUGGAAAACUGCAAAGGCAAAGAGGGAAGCGCCCUGAGCCACGUACGCAAAAUAGUGGAGAAACAUUUCCGGGACGUGGAAAGCCAGAAGGUCCUGCAGCGUUCACAAGCACAGCAGACACAGAAGGACACGUCCCUGUCAUCCUGAGGCCACCUCAGGGCCACCUCCCUGCUGUCCCCGUGUCCCCUCCCCGGAGGCGGCGCCGGGGGCAACGUCAACUUUUAUUUCCUUUUUUUUUUUUUUUUUUUUUUUUUUUUUUCCCUCCCCCCCCCCCUCUCUCUCUCUCUCUCUUUGGGGAAUCUCAACCAAUUCCAAACUUUAGACUUUAAAACAAACGAGAAAAGAGAAUAAUUUAAAGCUCCUCACGCAUUACUUGACUAACAGACUUUGUUUUUCCGCCAUGGUUUCUCCCUCCAGCCAGUCAGACUCUGUUAAUUUUAUUUUUUGGCCUUUUUUUUUUUUUUUUUCUCCUUUUCCUCCCAAUUCCUGCCUCCCUCUUCCCCAAAAAUCCCUCCAGAAAAUAAAGCUAACGAGCUGACUGCGGUGGCCGACCCGGGACCCUCAUGACCAACGUGGUCUCGUUUUAAUUUUGUUUGCACAGGGCAAGGCUUGAAUUAGUCUUAUUUUUCUUAUCUUUAAAUAUAUAUAUGAAUAUAUAUUAAAAUGUUCUUUAAAUAUUUGUCUGCUUCCAGUAGGGUCGUGGCAAAAAAUGCCUCUAACACAACCCUCGGGAGCAGCCAGAACCUGGAUUUGGGGUUUUCCCCCCAUUUCCUUUAUGUUUUUAAAUUUUUUUCCCUUUUUCAUUUAAUUUUUAAUUUUUUUUUAAUUUUAAUUUUUUUUUUGGUUUUGCCACGAUCCUCCCUCUCCCCUUGUUGUUUCCUUUGACUGUUUUUAUUUUGUGGUUUUUUUUUUUUUUAAAUUAAAAAAAAAAAAAGCAAAUCAAGCUCAAAACAAUUCAAGCCCUGCCUUUAGGAAAAUUAAAGAUUAAAAAAAAAAAUUAAAAAAAAAGAAAAAAAAAGGAAAAUUUUUUAGUCUUGUUUAGCAAAAAACAAUAAAAACCCGAAAUUUUUUUAACCAUCA